Molecule: messenger RNA, 1166 nt
Organism: Owenia fusiformis
Lineage: Eukaryota; Metazoa; Annelida; Polychaeta; Sabellida; Oweniidae
Source: the annotation of a GenBank genome assembly
CAGCUUUAGUAUGUGAAAAGGCGGUUAAUAUUCGACAUUAACAACUCGAUUUAUGUUAAAUUGGAAGCGAUUUGGAUCUUUGGUUAACAUUAAACUAGCAGGCGUAAUGGUCUGAAGUAACGGUUGAUAUUAUAGACAAUUAUUUGACACAUAUAACGCAUAAACUUUAACUUUAUUUGGACGCGACUCAAAAGUCCAGGAAGUAAGAUGGCGGAUGAAAAAAGUAUAGCAUUUAGGAUUCUUAUCUUCGCUGGGUUUCUCAUCAAUACAGCGUCUGCCCAGCUUGCGAACAACUAUGAAUUAGCGCGUCUUAGGAUCAUCGGCACUGCCCUUGGAACGUGCUUCGCAGUCUUCUUAAUUCUCGGCAUUAUAGCAAUUUGCCUGUCCCACUAUGCUGGCAAACAGAGGGAAAAGAACUAUAGGAAUAUGCAGGCUGACAAUUACGCAGGAUCUGUGUAUGCAGUUAGUCUUGAAAGGGGUUAUUUAGGACCUGGACACGCUCAAAGUGUUAGUGGAAGCAGUUGGGUCAGUGGCCCAAGUGGACAUACCUCGUACGCCCAAAGCUCAUACGCUGGGUCUUACUAUGGGCCAAAUUAACGGAUGUGAUAUAACUAACAUACUCUAUGGUGUCCAUGUGUGUUAAUUCCUAAAAUGGAACAGUGACGAUGUAAAGGAAAAUGCUGUCCCACAAGAAGUUUUGUCCUAAUAUUUGGCUGGUCCCAUCUUUGUAUGACUAAUAAACGGAAUUAGGUCACCAUGUAAAUGUAUGAAAACAUCAACUCAAAGCGCCAUUCAUUAUCGUACAUGACGAACAAAGUGCUAACGGCUUUUUACCUUUGCUGAUUGGAAUAAUUUCCCGGGAUAAUUUCAUGAACUUCAUAUUGUAUAUAGAUGCCUACAUGGAGAGCAUACUUCGUAUGAGAAGGUCAUAUGUGUGUAAAUUGUGCUAUUUUUGUUUUAUAUAGCGUUAUAUAAUAGGACAACGGGAUAGGACACUUUCCUGGUAUCGUGCGAUAGAAAUAUUUGUUUCGCUAAAAGCUUAUAGUUCGCUUCUACACGUUCGACAUGUUCUAUACAUGGCUCUUCAGCUGUUUGGAUUGCAUUUAUUUAACCCAGUAUACAGGUAUAUACUCAACAUUGUAACAGAAGAUGUAAGACCCCAUGUU